This is a messenger RNA of Mucor mucedo, 979 nucleotides long. RefSeq names its product Plectin/S10 domain-containing protein. Gene Ontology annotation, cellular component: cytosolic small ribosomal subunit. The transcript is spliced from 5 exons. The coding region runs from base 486 to 923 and encodes 145 amino acids. The record is from RefSeq and is a predicted model, not a curated record. Lineage: Eukaryota; Fungi; Mucoromycota; Mucoromycetes; Mucorales; Mucoraceae. Gene Ontology annotation, molecular function: structural constituent of ribosome; RNA binding.
CAGAGGGGAGGGGGGAGAAGUUCUGUUUAACUCUAAAGCUGGUGUUUCGUCGUGAAUCCAGGUGCGCGUAGCCACCAACCCCGCGAUUUUUAUUUGUCUGAACCUAUUUUAGAGUCCGACCGAAAACAAUAAUUUUCAUUUGUCGGAUAUUUUUCAAGUGCCAAUACUCUAAUGAGAGCGGAGGCGGGCCAACCAUUGCGAACCUUCUCUCAUCACCACAUUGUAAGUAAAACCUACUAAAGCGUGGAAGAGUGGAGGAUGGGGAUGAUGGAUAGACAUACGGAUGGAUGAUUUGGAUGAAUGGAUGCAUCCUAAAAAAAAUAAGAUGGCCAUCAUUUUUUUUUCGAUAAAGAGACGAGAAAAGAGAGAUAGAGAUAGAUAGAGAGAGACAUGUUGAAUUGGAACCAUUGACAACUGACUUUUUACAUCCUCCCCCCUUUUUUUUUCUAUAUUUUUUUUUCCUAUUCUUAUCUUCAGAAGGCAUCAUGCUUGUUUCUAAGCAAAACAGAAAGGCUAUUUACGAAGCUCUCUUCAAGGACGGUGCAUUAGUCGCCCCCAAGGACUACAACCUCCCCAAGCACGCUGAUAUCGAUGUUCCUAACCUCGAAGUCAUCAAGCUCAUGCAAUCUUUGACCUCCAAGGGUUUCGUCAAGACCCAAUUCUCUUGGCAAUGGUAUUACUAUACUCUCACUGAUGAGGGUAUUGAUUACCUCCGUGAAUUCCUUCACUUGCCUCAAGAAAUUGUCCCUGCCACCAUGAAGAAGUCUGCUCGUCCCGCUGCUCCUCGUCGUGCUUUCGGCGGUGAAGGUCGUGAGAACCGUGGUCCCCGUGCUGACCGUGGUGACUACAGACGUAAGGAAGGUGCCGAUGGUGACUUCAAGCCCGAGUUCCGUGGUGGUCUCGGUCGUGGUAACCGCGAAUAAAUCAUUUCUAUGGUUUUGACCUCUUUUUUAUAUUAAAAGUAAAGCAUUUUUCAAAC